AUGCAACCUUUCAUCCAGAAAAGAUCCAGAUUUACAAUAGGGAAGAGCACAUGUGAGAGAGAAAGGAAGACACGUCAGUACAGGAAGACUCGCAACCCUGAAUGCUUUCAGAGCAAUAAUGAAAUUGUCAGAUAUUAUGGGUAUCUCUGUGAGGAAUAUGAACUUACAACAGAAGACGGAUACAUUCUUGGUGUUUUCAGAAUUCCAGCUGGAAGGAAUAGCCAAAAUACAGGGAAGAAGCUUGCAAUCUUGUUAUACCAUGGUAUUUUAGCAGACUCUACUUUCUGGAUUUCUAACCUGCCUAUCAACAGCCGAGGCUUCAUCCUUGCAGAUGCUAGCUAUGAUGUCUGGAUGGGAAAGAGCUGAGGAAACACAUGGUCUUUAAAACACAAGGCCCUUAAGUCCUGCCAGAAAGAGUUUUGGCAGUUCAGCUUUGAUGAAAUGGGUAGUUAUGAUAUUUCAGCAGAGCUGUACUUCAUCAUGAAUAAAACUGGACAGAAGGAAGUAUACUAUCCUGGUCAUUCUGAAGACACCACUGCACUCAACUCUUCUUCUGUGCUUGCAGGCUUCAUAGCAUUUUCUACUUAUCCUGAGUUGUCUCAGAAGAUUAAAGUAUUCUUUGCUUUGGCACCAGUAGCCACGAUCACACAUGCUACCAGUGCUCUUGUAAUGCUUGCAGAUCUUCCCCAGCCACCGAUCAAAUUUCUGCUUGGCUGCAAAGGAACUCUUCACCAGAAUGAAAUGCAAGGGCCUCUAACAGUGAUCUGUAGUUCUCUGGGAAAAGUUUGUGGCAGUAUCUUCUGCCACAUAGCUGGGGGCAGGACACAAAAUCUGAACACAGUCCAAGAAAAGCAUAAA
Messenger RNA from Acanthisitta chloris (rifleman), 858 nucleotides. RefSeq names its product lipase member M-like. Lineage: Eukaryota; Metazoa; Chordata; Aves; Passeriformes; Acanthisittidae. Gene Ontology annotation, biological process: lipid metabolic process. The record is from RefSeq and is a predicted model, not a curated record.